Schistosoma margrebowiei is the source of this 2223-nucleotide messenger RNA. The record is from the annotation of a GenBank genome assembly. NCBI's taxonomy places the organism in Eukaryota, Metazoa, Platyhelminthes, Trematoda, Strigeidida, Schistosomatidae.
AUGAUACUUUCUCUUAAAUUGAUCUCCGAAAAAAUAUCUCACCUUGAUAUUUUAAAGUACUGUGAUUGUUUUGAAAUGCAUACAAAAUGUCAAAAUGAAAUUCAACAACAACAAGCUUUAAUAAUUCAACUUCAAGAAGAUUUAGUUGGUAAGAACAAAAGAAUAUCGGAAUUAUCAAGUUUAUUGGAUAAAUAUCAAAGUGUAUUUAAUCAGUCACCAUCUUUAUCAACACCAGUAACAGUGAUUAAAGGUCAAAUACAACCACAACAAUCAAGAGAACGACAAUUGGGCUUGAAUGAUGUUGUAUUUGGAUUUGGUGGCAAUAAUCAAUCACACGUAUAUGAUCCAACUGUACAAACAAGAAAACGUUGUAUCGGUAUAUCGGCUGAACCUCAAAAUGAAGAUGAAAUUCAAUCGAAAGAACUUAAAUCAUAUCCUAAGUCAGAGGAUGUUCGUAAACUAAUAAAAGGUGCUGUUCUGGAAAAUGACUUCAUGAAUCAUAUCGCAUCAAGUCAAUUGAAUCAGUUAGUCGAUUGCAUGUACAGCAUAGAGUUUACUGCGGAUGAAAUGAUCAUUACUGAAGGCGAUUAUGGCUCGUUAGUGUAUGUAUUAGGCGAGGGACAACUAGAAAUUUCCAAAGAUGGUCGAAAAUUAAGAGUGCUAGAUCAUCCGACAGUACUAGGGGAAUUAGCUGUUUUAUACAAUUGCACUCGAACUGCCAGUGUUAAGGCUAUAACAAAUGGAACACUUUGGGCAAUUGAUAGAACAUCAUUUCAAACUAUAUUAAUGAGAGAUCAUUUACAAAAACACAAUGAUUACAUAACAUUCCUUAAAAGUGUACCAACAUUUAGUAAUUUACCAGAUAGUACAAUAUCAAAAUUAGCAGAUCAACUGAAUGAAGUUACUUAUCGUCCAAAUGAAUAUAUAAUACGUCAAGGUGCAAGAGGUGACAAUUUCUAUAUAAUUGCUGAUGGUCAUGUGAAGGUGACCAUUUAUCCAACAACAGAGAAUGGAGUAAUUGAUCGUACAAAAGAACCUCAGUUUGUACGUACACUAGGUAGAGGAGAUUGGUUUGGUGAAAAAGCAUUAACUGGUGAUAAUUUACGAACGGCCAAUAUUAUUGCAACUGGAGAUGAAGGGGUAACAUGUUUAGCUUUGGAUUUAGAGUCAUAUAGUCUUCUGAUUGCUGAUUUGGCUGCAUUAAAAAGGCGAUAUUCACAAGAAAAACCGCAAGAAACUACAAUUGAAGAAUACAAGCCAGAAUUUCAAAACUUACAAUUUCAAGAUCUAAAAAUUAUGUCUACUUUGGGUUCUGGAGGUUUUGGUCGUGUUGAGCUCGUAAGUAUAGGAAGUGAUAAGACAAAAACAUAUGCUUUAAAAAAGAUGAAAAAACAGCAUAUUAUUGAAACAAAACAAGAGGAACAUGUAAUAAAUGAACGUAAUAUUAUGUUACAUACAGAUUGUGAUUUUAUUGUAAGACUAUGCAAAACAUUCAGAGAUAAUAAAUAUGUCUAUUUACUGCUUGAAGUAUGUCUGGGUGGUGAACUUUGGUCACUUCUAAAGGACAAAUAUUUUUUCACGGAACAAGCUACACAAUUCUAUGUGGCAUGUGUAGUUGAAGCAUUGGAUUACUUACAUAGGAAAAAUAUUGUGUAUCGUGAUUUAAAACCGGAAAAUAUUAUGCUGGAUACACAAGGAUAUUGUAAGCUAACAGAUCUUGGAUUUGCUAAACAAUUAUCAUAUGGAGCUAAAACAUGGACAUUCUGUGGUACACCAGAGUAUAUGGCACCCGAAGUAAUAUUAAAUAAAGGUCAUGAUAUUGCUGUUGAUCAUUGGUCAUUAGGUGUAUUGUUAUUUGAACUACUGACAGGCUUACCACCAUUUGAAUCACCAGAUACAAUGCGCACAUAUGGAAUUAUAUUAAAAGGAAUAGAUGCUGUUAAUUUUCCAACAAGAAUGUCAAAAAAUGCUCAAUCUUUAGUUAAAAAACUUUGUCGUGAAAAUCCGACUGAACGAUAUGGCAUAGGAAAAGAAGGACUACGUGAAAUCGAAAGGCAUGUAUGGUUUGAAGGAUUCGAUUGGGUUGGAUUACGUAAACGAGUAUUAAAAGCACCAUAUGAAAGACAAGUAACGUCACAAAGUGAUCUCAGACACUUUGAUGAAUAUCCAGAAGAAACAGAAGAACCAGAAGAUGAAACAUCGGGUUGGGACGAAUCAUUUUAA